GCGGUGGCCAGUGAAUGAAUGAUCAAAGCCUUUUUAAAGGUUUGGUGGGCGGUGCAUGUGCAGUAUUUACACUGUGCCGCUCCGCCCUACAGCAGGAGAUAGAAAACUGUCUGUGGGCCGGUGGAGGGAUGAAACAAGUGGACGGAGAUGUACCAAACAGUCACGCAUUAAUAACUCCACCACACGCACUACAGCUCCUCGGCUCCACUUCUUCCACCCUAGGACGCUGUAGCAUCCUCCGUUUUGCAUAACAGGACGAGCGGUCAUUUGCGGUGCUGAAUCGGAGCUUCAUGGCCGCGACACUCGCGAUGAGCGGCGGCGGGCAGGAGGAUCCCUUUUACCCGCUGCAGAAGGCGACUCUGCCCGCUGGAUUCGCUCUGGAGGACUCGGCGUUGUUCGGCUUGGACUGCAAGAUCACAGAAACGGACAAGACUGGACAGAAUGACUACACACAGGCAAAGUAUGAGAUGGACCGGUAUCUCACCCCUCAGUCUCUUCCCCUUCCAUCUCAUGCAGACAGCCAGCAGAAGUCCCAGAGAGACAGUGCGUCAGCGCUGGAUCAGUUCUUCACUGAUCACACUGGGUCUCCCUACACCCUUAAUAUGAAUCUUUACCUCCCUGACGCUGCUUACCUGAGGAUGGGCUUGUGCCAGCAGGUGCGGUCCCCUCAGCACCAGAACCACACAGGUCUCACUCAAAUCAAAUCAGAAUCUGCCUCCCCGUGUUUCUCCACCAACAUACAGCUUCACUGCCCCAACACGACGCCCACUAGUCGCUGCAGCACAUCUGGGCAUGGCCCUGGCAACAUUGCCAUGGAAACCUCAGCCAUAAACAUGACGUUAACAGGGUUACCGGACUUCACCAGUGUUUUCAACCAGUCGGGAGGCAGCCGCGGUGACGAUUCAGUUCCACAAGUUUUCAUCAAACAGGAAAUGUCAUCGCAGUUCGAGCAGCAUCCUCUCCACCACCAUGACAACAGUGGCUCGCUGUUUCAGCUACUAAACUCCGGCUUGGACCAUCACCAUGGCAAUGGUAUGGAAGCUCAGCAGCAUCAUCAUCAUCAUCAUCACCAUCAUCAUGAGCAGCAGCAGCAGCAGAUACAACACACUUCCACUUCCACAAUCCACACGCCUUUCCAUGAUUUGCCAGUAGCUUCUUCUGCAUCUCGACAAGAGCAGACGGCCAAGCCUGCCUACUGCGGCCUGGGUGGUGGGACAUACACACAUUCUCAUGCUCAGUCACAUCCCCAUUUCCUCCAGCAGCAGGUGCCCUACCUGCCUCCCUCUCCGCCGAGCUCAGAGCCCGGCAGCCCUGACAGGCAGAAGGAGAUGCUCCACACCAUGUCCCCUCCUCCCUCAUAUGCAGCCACCAUCGCCUCCAAGUUGGCAGGUAGCACCCCUGGACUCGGACCUGGCCCGGGACCAGGCGGCUUAGCCCUGCCACUCACUACAGGUCCCAUGCCGGACCCAGGCCAAGCCGCAGGCCUUCCCCAAGCACCUGCAACAACCCCAGCCCCAAUCCCAGCUCAGACCACCGUGCCUGCCCGCUAUAACCGGAGGAACAACCCAGACUUGGAGAAACGAAGGAUCCACCACUGUGAUUACCCAGGUUGCAAGAAAGUCUACACCAAGUCGUCCCAUCUAAAAGCCCACCUCAGGACUCACACAGGUGAGAAGCCGUACAGGUGCACGUGGGACAGCUGCGACUGGCGUUUUGCUCGUUCGGAUGAGCUGACGCGUCAUUUCCGGAAGCACACGGGUGCCAAACCCUUCCAGUGCGCUGUCUGCUCCCGCUCCUUUUCCCGAUCUGACCACCUCGCCUUGCACAUGAAGAGACACCAGAACUAGCAGCAUUUGUGCACACACACACACACACACACACACACACACACACACACACACACACACACACACACACACACACGCGCACACACACACAAGCACACUACAAAUACACAAGCACUAUCUUCGCACACAUAAAGCACUCACUCCAACUCCCACAACAACAACAAUGUUACAAGCUGCCUGAUGACACUACAGCUGCUCCUGGUGCUGCUAUCAUGUGCUGAAAUGGUACGACAGCCUAACACACGUGUUGGUCUUAACCCAGAGUUAGGCGAUUCGGAGGUUGUAAAGUAGAAACAUAAUGCCAGAUGAAGUUCCUGGUCCCUUAACCUCCAGUUAUACUUGGUAUAGAUUUAUUUAGAUGAAUACAAGGAACAAAAAAGAAAACAAAAAGAAAAUGGUAGUUCCAAAUGUUUCCAGUCCAUUUAGACUCUUUUGUGUGACUGGAAUGAAAGCACUUACCUUUCAAAACUUGUAAAUGUUUUGUCUCUGUCCUAACAUAGAACUGGCUUUAUAUUGUUUGUUUGUUUUUUUUUAUAAAGGGGAAGCUUUGUUUGCAAAACUAGUCAAGCCAAAUCUUUGUUUACUCAUUGGUUUGUUAGUUUGUUAACUGGAAUAUCCAGUUUUGAGAGAUAUAUAU
Molecule: messenger RNA, 2484 nt
Organism: Perca fluviatilis (European perch)
Lineage: Eukaryota; Metazoa; Chordata; Actinopteri; Perciformes; Percidae
Gene: klf5a
Product: Kruppel-like factor 5a
Exons: 4
Coding region: 291-1847 (518 amino acids)
Biological process (GO): regulation of transcription by RNA polymerase II
Molecular function (GO): RNA polymerase II cis-regulatory region sequence-specific DNA binding; DNA-binding transcription factor activity, RNA polymerase II-specific
Source: RefSeq, a predicted model, not a curated record